Molecule: messenger RNA, 1111 nt
Organism: Lycium barbarum (goji berry)
Lineage: Eukaryota; Viridiplantae; Streptophyta; Magnoliopsida; Solanales; Solanaceae
Exons: 3
Coding region: 165-929 (254 amino acids)
Source: RefSeq, a predicted model, not a curated record
UUUGGCAUUUUCCAUACCUUUGCCUUUUGAUUCUAUUCAUACACUUCAACUAAAUUUAAUUUCCAUACACUUAUAUAUACGCACUUCUAAUAAGCACACUGCACAAUUAAUUAAAGUACACUCUAAAUACCAGUUAAUUAAAUCAAGUAUAUAUAUAUAUAUAUAUGUCUGAAAACAAUAUCCGGUCUAGAUUUCCGGUAACCCGGAGAACUAGGAGCAGAGUACUAAAACCAUCGUUGUCUGGUCAUAGGAGGCAUACGCCUGUGCCAGUGAAUCGCCGGUUGUCGAAGCAGCGUAAGGAUAGUAAUAAGAAUCUACAGAGAUGUAAAUCAGAACCUUGUGUUUUGAAAAUUGGAUUAGUUGACUUUGAAGAUGAUGAUCGAAGGGAUGUGACAACGCCAUCGUUGGAAAUCCUUUUCAGACCACAAACUUGUUCGGACAUAUUCGUGUCUCCUGAUUAUCUUAUUUCUGGAUCUCCACAGAGUUUUCAGGGUUACAAGAAGGAUGCAAAAGUUGUGGUUGAUGUAACAGUUGAAGGAAGUCCAGGGCCAGUCCGAACCAUGGUCAAGUUGGGAUCCAGUGUAGAUGAGACUAUAAGGCUUGUCGUGGACAAGUAUAGCGAAGAAGGCCGCACUCCUCGUCUUGAUAAAAAUUCCGAUUCAUCUUUUCAAUUGUACCAGUCUUACUUCAGUCUUCAAAGCUUGAGCAACACAGAUGUGAUUGGAGAUGUUGGAAGCAGAAGUUUUUAUCUUCGAAAGAGUAAUAGUCAUGGAAGUAACCAAGAAAUAACAACAGAGAUUACUCCAGUUAAGCCCAAUUCCCAUUCACUCAUUGUUCUCGAUGGAUUCUUUGCUCGCAAGAUAAAUAAAAUAAUUAGAAGGACAUGUAAGCUAUGGAAAAUCCUUGGUUGCAUGCCAUGUUCUGGAUGAUAUAAUAUAACUAGUAAUAGAGGUGAAUCAGGAAUUUUACAUUAGUGUGGCUUGCACUUACUACUAUUAUUUGAUAGAGUAGCAUGAGUAUUAGAUUUGCUACUCAAGAUAUCAUACUCUGUUCCGUGUAACUUUUAUUCUCCUCAAUAGUAAUGGAUUUAUAAGAUGCAUUCAUUUGUAAA